CUCUGUUUGAUUCUGUCAUCAUCCAGCUGCUAACCCCACAUUUACAUUACUUAAAACCUUUUACGUUUUUGAGUGGGAGGCUUCUUCUCUUUUUCUCACCUAAAGCUCAACCCUUUUUGGUCUGCGCCUAGUUUUUUAAUUUUCAAAUUCUAUCCGGCAAGCUUGUUAUUUUUUUGUAUCGAAUUAAAAGGAAACAAAAAAAGAAGGAAUUGCUUUGAUCUGAAGACACUAUUAGCUUGGCAGAGGAAUUGUGCCACAAGUUCAAAUUUUUCUUUUUGGGCUUUGAUAGAAGUUGAAUUCAUGUUUCAAAGUGGGAGUGGUUAGAACUUGCAGCUGUUGGAAGAAAGGUUUUAUGGGUGAUGGUGCUUUUUUUGGUGUGUGUGUGUUUUUAGCUUUUUGCAAGAUUGGAUUUUUACGAUUUCUGAAAGGGUCUUCUUCUAGAAGAGAUCGAAGUGAUUGAAUAGAUAGGAAAGUGGGCGGCUAAUUGGAUUGUUUAGGUUUGGGAGGAUGACUUUCUCUUCGAUGUUCUGCUGCAUUAAAGCUUUUGAUCGGAAGGACAAAAAGAAACAGUCAACAUGGAGGAUUUUUUCAUUAAAAGAGUUACACUCGGCUACCAACAACUUCAAUUAUGACAACAAGCUUGGAGAAGGUGGAUUUGGCAGUGUAUACUGGGGCCAAUUGUGGGAUGGUUCCCAGGUAAAGUUCUUGAAUUUUUUUUGUUCCUAAUUUUUGAUAUAUUUCAGUUAACAUUGGCGAGUAAGUUUACUCAUCCGUCUAAUUGACCUUAGGCAGUUGGUAAUUGAAUGGUACUCUAGGAUGUAAGGAUAUUAUCUAAAAUAGAAGACGUAGUGAUAGAUAUGCUGCCGUUGUGAUACUAGCAGUAUGUGUGCUGUUACAUUUAGUACCUUGGAAGAUGUAAUCUUGAUGUAGAAAACUAAUCAAAUGCAAUAAGCUAAUAAUUGCAGUUGUUGCCCUUAUCUUGAGUUUCAUUAUUAGUUCAGAAUUGGUAAACCAGAUACUGUCUCUCAAAAAGUAGAGAAGGGCUAGAUAAGAACUACGAAAGGUCCCAAAGAGUUGAAAUCAUCAAAAAGUUAUUUCCCUUCAUGACCUAAUUGUUAAUAGCGUAGACAAUCAUGCAUGCUUGAUCUUUGUCAACUGUAGACUAGUGAUGUUCAGUUAAAGUUAGGCUGAUGAUGCUGAAAUGAAUAUCCUACAUUGUCACCUGGAUUAGUUUUUGAACUUUGAGGUGACAAGAUAGGCUAGUUUUACUUGUACGUACCAACUGAAGACUCAAACAUUAUUUUCUUAUGUAUUGUGCAAUUGUUAGCUUACAUAUGUCAGAAAUCCGCUGCUCUGUCAACAGAUCUGCCUCCUCAAAAUAGUUUCUUUCCCUCACUUAGCUAACAAUCUGUUGCUGAAACAUUUGUAGGGAAGUUUGUUUGUCAUGAAAUUAAGUCUGUAGUCAAAUAACCUCUCAUCCCUAGAGCUAUUUUUGCCUAAGAAGUGAUGCUAACUACUACAAUCUUCCAGUUUGUAUGCUUCAAUAAUGAAGUAACUGUAAAAUCACACUGAGCUUCUUUUGUGCCUUUCAUUUGUUGUUUAAAGAGACUCUUCUGUUCAGUUGCAAUUUUACUAGUAAGAAAAUGAUUUAUUUGUAUGUUAGGAUGCUUUACUUGGGCACUAGUGUUUUGUGCUAAUUGGUAAAAUCUGCCUUUUAUCUUUGGUAGUCGUAGCAUUCUUCUAAUUUCAACAUUGAACAUUCUUAUGUUGUAAGCAUGUAGAUAUGUUCCUGAAGCGUUGGAAUAUUAGUGCUCUAUAAGAUAAAUGGGAUAUAGGAAUAUGUCUUUGUUGUUGAGUGAACAUAUUGAACCUCAACUCUACAAUUGAAAUCUAUGAAGUUCAGGAAAUCUCUGACGUAUUAUAAAUUGUGAAAACAAUGCAAGCAUACUUUCUGUUUUGCAGUUUUCCUUGAUAUCUUGUCAACCUAUCCUUUGGAGGCUGUGCUUCUGGACAAACUGACCCUGAAUAUAUUAAUUGUAGUUCACAUUAUUUGUUUAGCUGAUUCUUGAUCUAGAUUCUUUCGCGACUAUGACUUGUGCAACUAAAAUAUGUCUGGAUUUAUCUUUAUGCAUCUUUUGUAGAUAGCCGUCAAAAGAUUAAAGGUUUGGAGCAACAAAGCAGAGAUGGAAUUCGCCGUGGAGGUUGAGAUACUGGCUCGAGUACGGCAUGAAAAUUUGUUAAGUUUGCGUGGUUAUUGUGCCGAGGGACAAGAACGGUUGAUUGUCUAUGAUUACAUGCCUAAUCUAAGCUUACUUUCUCAUCUUCAUGGGCAACAUUCAACCGAGUGCCUUCUAGAUUGGAAGAGAAGGAUGGACAUAGCAAUUGGUUCUGCUGAGGGAAUCACCUAUCUUCACCACCAUGCAACUCCACACAUUAUCCACAGAGACGUGAAAGCCAGUAAUGUAUUACUUGAUUCAGAUUUCAAAGCUCGAGUGGCUGAUUUUGGCUUCGCAAAGUUAAUCCCUGAUGGUGCCACACAUGUAACAACAAGAGUUAAAGGCACGCUUGGCUAUCUUGCACCAGAGUAUGCUAUGUUGGGAAAAGCAUCAGAAAGCUGUGAUGUUUAUAGUUUUGGCAUUCUUUUACUUGAGCUUGCAAGCGGUAAGAAACCUAUCGAAAAGCUUAAUCCUACAACAAAGCGUACGAUCAUAGAUUGGGCCCUACCUUUGGCAUGUGAGAGAAGGUUCAGUGAAAUCGCAGAUCCGAAACUCAAAGGUGUUUUCGUGGAAGAAGAAUUGAAAAGGGUGGUUUUUGUUGCUCUCAUUUGUGCUCACAAUCGACCUGAGAAGAGACCUACAAUGCUCGAGGUUGUUGAGCUGCUAAAAGGUGAAUCAAAAGAGAAAUUCGUUGCUCUAGAAAAUGAUGACAUGUUCAACAACACCAAGCCUGCUGAUUUCAACGAUGGCUUAUCAGGUGCUGAAGAUAGCUCAGACUUCAUAUCUGAGGAGAAAGAAGUUCAUAAAAGAGCCGAAGGAGUCAAAGAACAACAAGAGGAAAUUGAGAAAGUCGAAGUCUAGCAAACCAAUACAAAAAUAUUUCUUUCUGGAAACUGAUUUACGUGUGUUAGUGUGUACAUGGCAGGAAAAUUGUAUUUUCCAAACUUUUAUUGAGUGUAUUAUUUGUGGUUUAUUUUGGUACAUGUGAUGCAAAGCAUCCACAAUACAGUUUCUAGAAUUGUAGUGUUAAUGAGAGAAUAUGCUUCCCCACCCACACACACACACACACACACACAGAAUUCGUAUUUCUUAACACACCUAUAAUUUAAAAC
This is a messenger RNA of Oldenlandia corymbosa var. corymbosa, 3328 nucleotides long. The record is from the annotation of a GenBank genome assembly. Lineage: Eukaryota; Viridiplantae; Streptophyta; Magnoliopsida; Gentianales; Rubiaceae.